AUGCUACAGACGCUGGAUCGUUAUGAGAGAUGCAGCUAUUCUGUGGGAGAGAUCGUUGUUCCUUCCAAGGAGAUGCAGGUAAUCGUGCUCUCCCUUUCUUUUUUCUCUCUCUUCACUGGUUAUGUAUAUAAGCACAAAAAAAAAUAAAAAAUUGAAAGAAAAAUACGUAUACCCAGUAGAAAUUCUGAGGGAAGAUUCACCUCCAGUUCGUGCCCAUAAAACUCUUCAUGUUCAUUCAUCUGUCCAUCAUUCACGUUUUCAUGCAGGAUAGUUACCAGGAGUGCGUGAAGCUGAGGGGGAGAGUUGAGGCCCUGCAACGCUCCCACAGGUAACCCCACCCAUCGCGAUGCAAGAUCUGGGGAACAGGAGGACCCAUGAGAGAAGCUCUGGUUUCAUGAAAGAUGGGGUUUUUCUUCUUCUUCUUUCUAUUUUUUUCUCAUCUGCAGAAACCUCCUGGGAGAAGAUAUCGGCUCCCUGAACACGAGGGAGCUUGAGCAGCUCGAGAUCCAGCUAGAGAUGUCCCUGAAGCACGUUAGGUCAACCAAGGUGAGCUCCCCCCAUGAGAACUACUCCUUGGUCUUCUUCUCUGUAAGCCCUCUAACCCUCCUUCCUCUCUCCCCUCUCUAGACCCAGUUGAUGCUCGACCAGCUGUGCGAUCUCAAGAGGAAGGUAAAGAAAAAAUUGCACCCCUCCUCCCAUUUUUCAGGAUCAUGUGGCCGCCGUUGACUGCUGACAAAUCUCGUCGUCUUCCCCAGGAGCACGUGUUUCAGGAAUCCAACGGUAUCCUGAGGAGGAAGGUAGGACUUUGACCAAUGUUUUAGGGUUUUUUUUUUUUUUUUUUUUUGUAGUAGUAGCAGUAGUAGAGGGAAGGGAACCCAGUAGCUUGGAGAUUGAGAUCUGACUUGGAAGCAGUAGGGUUGACCUGCCUGAAAGCUCUGGUUUGAUCUUGCAGCUGCAGGAUCUGGGUGAGGAGAGCUUCCUUCAGCUGUCAUGGGGGAGCAAUGGCGGCGGCGGCCCGAGCGCCGCCAACAGCCGCCAGCCCAGCCACUCCGAGGGGCUCCUACAGCCGCCACUGGGCGUCGAGACCCCUCUCCAAAUCGGGUAAAAGCCGCCUACUUCGUCUCUCUGGCCUCCUCCUUCUCAUCCUCCUCUCAGCAUUUGACUAAUGAAAUGAGCUCCACCUACCUUUAUUUAGGUUUUCAUCGCUCCAGAUUGACCAGAACAUGGACGGGGGAUGCUUCAAUGGGUGGAUGAGUUGA
Spirodela intermedia is the source of this 1259-nucleotide messenger RNA. NCBI's taxonomy places the organism in Eukaryota, Viridiplantae, Streptophyta, Magnoliopsida, Alismatales, Araceae. The record is from the annotation of a GenBank genome assembly.